GGCGUUUUGGAAUUCGAAACCCCAGAAGAAGAAAAAAAAACAGACUCCAUCCAGAGGAAAAAAAAGGCGAAACUGAAGGGAGAGGACAACGCUGAACACUCUUUUCUCUUCCUCAAUCCCGCAUUGCACUUCAAAAUCGAUUUCUCGUAGAAAUGCCGUCGGAAGAUUUGAAACCGGUAAAAAAACACGACGACGACGAUGACACCAUUUCCACUUUCAAGAAGGGCACAAACUCCAACGCUAAAUCUCACUCCAAGCUUUCAAAACUCAAGAAAGAACCCAAAGAAGAACCUGAACCCGUUCCUAAUUCUACUUCAGCUUCUCGCUCUAAGAAUACUCAAGUUAAGAAGGAACUCAACGACUACGAUUCCGACGAAGACGACGAUGAUAAACCUAUCGCCAGAAAGAUCUCUAACACCAAGGCGGUGAAGGAAGUGAAAAAGAAGAAGAAGGUGAAGAAGGAGGAGAAAGUGGUUGUUACGGAGACGAAAGUGAGGAAAGCGAAGAAGGUUUAUGAUUUACCUGGCCAGAAACGAGAUCCACCUGAAGAGAGAGAUCCUCUUAGGGUUUUCUAUGAAACUCUACAUGAGCAAAUUCCCACUAGCGAAAUGUCACAAAUCUGGUUAAUGGAAUCGGGUUUACUUCCUAAAGAGGUGGCAAAGAAAGUAUUGGAGAAGAAGCAAAAGAAAACUCUUCAACCGAAGGUCUCUUCUCCUGUCAAGUCUGCAUCUUCUGUGAAGAAGAAAAGCACCAAAUCUGUUACAACAACAACAACAAAAACAACCAAAUCGGUUACAGUUAAGAAGAAAAGCUCAACUACCCCCAAUUCUUCCGGUAAAAAGGAGACAACAAACUCUGAAUCGAAACCGAUCAAGAAGCGCAAAUCUGAUAGUAUAAGCUCUGAGGAUGAUGACUCCGAUUUUGACAUUGGUUCAGCAACAACAAAGAGGAGAAAAGUGGCUUAAUUAUGACAAAUGUUUUACAUUUUUUUUCUCCUGGCAUUUGUUGCUGCUGACACAGAACUUGUAAGGGGUGCAUGAGGCCAUAAUGUUAUUCAACUUUCAAAGAGAUUGCAUGUUUAGAGUUUAGUUUUCAGCUUUGUGCUUGUGAAGUCUGCUGUAGACCUUUGAAUCGUUAAUCAUGCAAACAAUUCACCCUAUUUCAAAAAGAAAAAAAAAGAAUCAUGUGGAACUUAGCUAGAUGAAUCUGUUGUAAAAUUUUAUUUAUCCAACUUUAAUCCUUUUCCCUUGC
Molecule: messenger RNA, 1251 nt
Organism: Lathyrus oleraceus (garden pea)
Lineage: Eukaryota; Viridiplantae; Streptophyta; Magnoliopsida; Fabales; Fabaceae
Exons: 4
Coding region: 153-965 (270 amino acids)
Source: RefSeq, a predicted model, not a curated record